Molecule: messenger RNA, 1134 nt
Organism: Lotus japonicus
Lineage: Eukaryota; Viridiplantae; Streptophyta; Magnoliopsida; Fabales; Fabaceae
Product: malonyl-CoA:anthocyanidin 5-O-glucoside-6''-O-malonyltransferase-like
Exons: 1
Source: RefSeq, a predicted model, not a curated record
UAUGAUAGAUUAUUAUCAUACAUUUACACUUCACUUACUCUUUUAUCACAAUUUCAAUCUGUAACCGAAGCAUGUCUCACUCUCAAUUUCUUCGACUUGUUCUGGCUCAGGUUCCACCCAGUAGAGACCAUCUUCUCCUACAAUCUCCAAAAUCCAGAAUCAGACCCAUCUUUUUUCUUCCUCAAAGUGGUUCCAAAGCUGAAAACUUCACUCUCCCUUACCCUCCAACACUUCCCCCCUCUAGCAGGAAACGUUGUUUGGCCUUCAGAAUCAGAGAAACCACUAGUUAAAUUCACCCCUGGUGAUGAUGAUGGUGUUUCGUUGAUAAUUGCAGAGUCCAACACUGAUUUCAACCAUAUCUUAGAGUACAACACACUCCAUGAAGCUGCAGAGUCUCGUUCUUUCAUACCCCACUUGGAAUCAACCGAUUCCUCUGCUUCUGUUAUGUCCCUGCAAAUCACUCUGUUCCCAAACAGAGGUUUUUCCAUUGGAAUCAGCACACACCAUGCUGUUCUUGAUGGAAAGUCUUCAACGUUGUUCCUCAAGGCUUGGGCUUAUCUAUGUCAAACCAGUGAAGAAUCUGAAUCUGAAUCUCCCUCUUUGUUGCCAGAUUUUGAACCCUUCUUUGACAGGAAAAUCAUCAAAGACAGAGAGCCAGCAGAACUCGGCAUACCAUUUGCAAAAAACUGGACAGAGGUUUUGUCCAUGAUGUUCCCAGUUGAGAAAAGCAACGAGCAAACCUUAAAGAUUCUACCAUUUCCACCAAAAGUUGAGGAUUCAGUUAGAGGAAGGUUCUUGCUCACACGUGGGGAUGGCGGUGGGGUUGCAAAUUUGGGAAUUUGGUGAGAUGAUAGUUGUGAUUGGUGGUGGUGUCUUCUUCUUCACCUCCUGUUUCUGGUUGUGAUUGUUGGUGGUGGUGGUGUUGUGGUGGUGAGAGGAAGAAGAUGGUGGGGUUGAGAAAGGAAGAACAAGAAGAAGAGGUUGAAGAUGAAGAUUUUGUUGUCUGGGUUUUGAUCUGGAGUAAGAGAUUGAAGAAGAAUGAUGAAUAAUGUGUUUAACUUGGAUUUAGAUUAGUGAUUUUUUUUUUGGUUACAAGAUUAGUGAUUUAUUUAGAUUUUAAUUAUUUAACUUAAU